CCAAAUCUCGCUGGAGAAACUAACAAGGAAGCGAAUGGCGGAAAUGUAGAGCCACCUCACGCUUUCAGUUAGUCAUUUCUGGAUAUAGCUCUUUCUUUUCUUCUUAAAAGCAGAACCGAGCCCAGAGUCCAGCAGAUGUCUUCAGGCGAAAGCACUACGCGGUUCUGAAGAAGCGAUGCGGUCGCUUUGAGUCGCCUGACGGGGUUUGUAAAGUGGAUGGACGGAUGGGCAGUCAGUGAGCCAGCUGAGAGCGUCCUGUCACCGACAGCCUGCCAGUUUAAACACCGACAUAUGGCCCUGCCGCUCAGUUAGCCGAGGGAGACGAGGAAACGACGCAAGCAUCAUGUUUCUGAAAACAUCGUUCACCACCCUGAUCGUGGGGGUGUUUGUGGUCUAUGUGCUCCACACCUGCUGGGUGAUGUACGGGAUCGUGUACACCAAACCCUGCAACAACCCCAAAGGUGCCAACUGCAUCACACCCUUCCUGGCUGGGAACCCCAAACUGCAGCUGAGCAUCUACACCACACUGCGGUCGAACGCAGAAGGAGGCCAUACUCUGAUCCACAAAGAGGAGAACUUUGAUGUCAACAGCAAGUUUGAAAGGACAAUCAACGUCUCCCUACCUAAGAAAACCCGUAAUAAUGGAACUCUAUACGCACUAAUAUUUGUCCAUCAAGCUGCCCACGAUCCGUGGCACGAUCCACGACAAGUUCACUUGGUUGCUCAGCUCACCACGUACAUGGUCCCUAAACCGCCUGAAAUCUCUCUGAUAUCUGGGGAAGAUAAAACAAAGGGUCAGAAAGAAGGCCAGCAGAAGAAGCUGCAUGAUGCAGCGACAGGGGGCGGAGCCAGAGCUGGAGCCACCUCUGUGUCAGACCAUCCAGUUUCACACUGGCGCUCCCGCCUCACUGUCAACAUUGUCGGUGACCACUUCCUCUUUGACAGAGAAUACCUCCCAAAUGAUGUCCACAGAUACCUCAGAGUGUUUCAGAAUGGGAAGAAGGUGGUGUAUCUACCUCUGCUGUUUGUUGAUGAGCUCAGCAACCGGGUCAAGGACCUCGUGGAGAUCAACAGUACCACUACAGAACUUCCUCUGAUCAUCUCCUACGACUCAAUCUCUCUGGGCAGACUUCGAUUCUGGAUCCACAUGCAAGACGCCGUUUACUCCCUGCAGCAGUUCGGGUUCACAGAGAAGGAUGCUGAUGAGAUUAAAGGGAUCUUCGUGGAUACCAACCUGUAUUUCCUGGCCCUGACUUUCUUUGUAGCGGCUUUCCACCUCCUCUUUGACUUCCUGGCCUUCAAAAAUGACAUCAGCUUCUGGAAGCAGAAGAAAAGUAUGGUGGGAAUGUCCAGCAAAGCAGUGCUGUGGCGCUGUUUCAGUACCAUAGUGAUUUUCCUCUAUUUGCUUGACGAGCAGACCAGUCUGCUUGUCCUCAUACCUGCAGGGAUCGGCUCUAUGAUUGAAGUUUGGAAAGUGAAGAAAGCCUUUAAGAUUCAAGUUUUCUGGAAAGGAGGCAAACCCACAUUCCUGUUUGGAAAGUUAGAUGAAUCUGAGAGGAGAACGGAAGAAUAUGAUACCCUGGCCAUGAAGUAUCUCUCAUACCUCCUUUACCCACUGUGUAUCGGAGGGGCAGUGUAUGCACUAAUAUUUUUACGAUAUAAGAGUUGGUACUCGUGGCUGAUUAACAGCUUGGUGAACGGUGUUUAUGCAUUCGGGUUCCUCUUCAUGCUUCCUCAGCUAUUUGUCAACUAUAAGCUGAAGUCUGUUGCCCACUUGCCCUGGAAAGCCUUCAUGUAUAAGGCAUUCAAUACCUUCAUCGAUGACGUGUUUGCCUUCAUCAUCACCAUGCCAACGUCUCACAGACUGGCCUGUUUCAGAGAUGAUGUGGUGUUUCUCAUCUACCUUUACCAGAGAUGGCUCUACCCUGUGGACAAAACAAGAGUAAACGAAUAUGGAGUGUCGUACGAUGAAAAACCCAAAGGGAAGAGUCACUAGACUCGGAGGAAUUUGCUUUUAUGAUCUGGAAUCUGUGGGUAUUGUCUUGUUUCCACUGGUGUCCACUCAUCUUUAUCAACUGGAAUGAGUUUAAUGGUCAGGGGUACAUUUUUGUUGUAUAUGUUCCAGGCACAUAAAUGUGCUUACGGUUCGGACUUUUUCCACCCUGUUAAAAAUUGUUAAAAGGGCAACAUCAUCUUCUGCUUCGUCUGACAGUCUGACGUGGCCUUCUUGUUUUGUUUUGGGGGGUUUUUUUGGUGGGGCGGGGGUUAGUUACAGUGUGUGUGAUGGGACACAGUGACAGUGUGUUUUUAUUUUUCCAGAGUUUUAAAUGCACAAAGGAAUCUUUAUAAUUCUUAACAAUGCUACGCUCGUGUUUUGAACAAGUUGGAUUCAGCCUCCUCCGACAGCUGGCAGAUGUAGUAUAUCUACGAGCUGCAGAGAAAGAGCUGCUUUGCUCAUCUGAGAGCUUGUUGUAUACCUACCAGAUAAGACGGCCUUCAAGUAAAAUCAAGAUAGCUGUGUGAUGGCAGGGAUAGAAAGACUGUGCUGUGACAAAAAAGGAGAUGAAGCAUUCUGACUGAUGUUUCAGGCAGCUCAAUAAUAUUGUUCCAGACAGUCUCAGAAAAAUCAGGCCGUAGUCAUAAUUGCAGCUUUUGUGCUUAAGUGGCCACUAUUUCUAAAUUGGUAGCUGGUGUUUAUGGUAAUUGGAAUAAAAUAUGAAAGCUGCAAUAAGCAAAGGUAAGCCAUACAGAAACUAAAGAUGAUAUAUUGUUAGCUCUGUUGAAUAUGUAAAUUAUCAGAAAUUAUGUUCAUUAUUUUUAAGCAUUUCUCAAUAACUUGGCAAUCUGGCUCUUAAAAAAAAAAAAACUGUACAAAAUUAUAUCCAAAAUGAUCACGUGCAUACAGUUGGCAUUUGUUAGUUCUGUGACAAAGAACGGUCAUGUUUAAUGCUACAGUCACACUAGAGAAAACAGUAGUUGGAGGCCACGGCACGACCAAAACCAUUCUGCCGGUGUUCUGUAAACUUGUAAGUCAAAGUGACUUUAGUGCAAGACGGCGACGAAAUGUCAGUAAGGCCAAUAAGACAGUCUGCUAUCAGUUUGCAACUGAAUAGGAUCCAGUUGGCAAUUACAUGCAAUCUGCUUAUGAAGAGAUCUGUUGAUAUCUGUUACAAAUUCACAGUAAACCCUAGCAUUCAGAGUCCGGCAAGUGUAAAAUGGGAAUUCCUCCAUGAAUAGUGAUGUAGUUGAUGUAAAGUAUUCACAUUUUUGUUGUCUUUUUUUUUUU
This is a messenger RNA of Haplochromis burtoni (Burton's mouthbrooder), 3286 nucleotides long. It is a transcript of the gene clptm1l, whose product is annotated as CLPTM1 like. The record is from RefSeq and is a predicted model, not a curated record. Bases 344 to 1996 code for a protein of 550 amino acids. Lineage: Eukaryota; Metazoa; Chordata; Actinopteri; Cichliformes; Cichlidae. The transcript is spliced from 18 exons. Gene Ontology annotation, cellular component: membrane; endomembrane system.